This is a messenger RNA of Tachysurus vachellii, 2805 nucleotides long. RefSeq names its product transmembrane channel-like 2b (gene tmc2b). The transcript has 20 exons. Gene Ontology annotation, molecular function: mechanosensitive monoatomic ion channel activity. Gene Ontology annotation, cellular component: plasma membrane. The record is from RefSeq and is a predicted model, not a curated record. The coding region runs from base 1 to 2805 and encodes 934 amino acids. Gene Ontology annotation, biological process: vestibular reflex; detection of mechanical stimulus involved in sensory perception of sound. Lineage: Eukaryota; Metazoa; Chordata; Actinopteri; Siluriformes; Bagridae.
AUGCCGCGCCCAAAAACUGGCAUCACAGCAACUCUGGAUGAUGUUGGAAUUGAGAUUGAUGCUGAAUUAGAGAGUGAUGAGGACACAAACAACAGACCAAAAAGUGCAAGAAGACCCAGACCUCCUGUUCGCAACACAAAAGCAAAACCAGCAGACAGUGAUGAUGAUGACGAGGAAGAUGUUGCUCCUCGUCAAAGAAGAGGCAGAAGAAAGAAAGAUAACAAUUCUGAGGACAAUGAAAAUGAGAAACCCCGUGGUAGAAGAAGAGCAAACAACAGAAGGAAGAAAAAUGCCAGAAGUCAGGACUCUGACAUGGACAGCGAAGAGGACAAAGGGAGGAAGAAAAAAGGAAAAGGAGAGACCAAGAAGGAAAAAGAGGAAGAGAACAAUAAAGAGAAGACUGGAAAAGGAGCAAGUAAAGAUGGGAAAGAAAAGGGGGAUGACAAAAAGAAAAAAGGAGAUGGUAGCGGACUUUUUUUUCUGAUAUCCCUCUCUGGCAGCUCAUCUGCAGGCGAGUCAGACGUUGAUUCUCUAUCAGAGGGUGAAAUGGUUCGGCUAAAAGAGGAGGUUGAAGAAAAGAAGAAACUUAUCGCCACACUCCGGAACAAACCGUGGCGAAUGAAAAGGAGACUCGGGAUUUUGAAGGAGGCACAAGAAUUUGUAGAGAAGUUUGAAGGUGCUUUGGGUAAAGGAAAAGGCCGGAGGCUCUACGCAUUUAAAGUCAUGAUGACCAAGAAACUGAUCAAGUUCAAUCGUGACUUCGAUAACUUUAAGACUGCAUGCAUUCCAUGGGAGAGGAAAAUCAAAGAAGUUGAAAGUCACUUUGGGUCAUCUGUAGCCUCAUACUUCCUCUUCCUCAGGUGGAUGUAUGGCCUCAACCUUGUUCUCUUUGGCCUCAUGUUUGGGCUUGUUGUCAUUCCUGAGGUCCUGAUGGGUUUACCGUAUGGCUCCAUUGCUAGGAAAACAGUCCCUAGAGAGGAGCAGCCCACUGCUAUGGACUUCUCAGUCCUUUUUGAAUUUGGAGGUUACUGCAAGUACUCUGUCCUCUUUUAUGGCUACUAUAAUAACCUGAAUACUAUUGGAUUACUUAAGUUCCGUCUACCCUUGUCCUAUUUCCUAGUUGGAAUAGGAAUUUUUGGCUACAGUCUGAUGGUGGUAAUAAGGACGAUGGCAAGAAAUGCCAAUGAAGGAGGUGACGGGGGGGAGGAGAGUGACUUUAUCUUUUGCUGGAAACUGUUUACUAGCUGGGAUUACCUCAUUGGAAACCCGGAGACAGCCGACAAUAAGUAUGCUUCUAUCACAACUAGCUUCAAGGAAUCUAUAGUGGAUGAGCAAGAGAAUUUGAAGGAUGAAAACAUUCAUUUGAGGAGAUUUCUGCGUGUCCUUGCUAAUUUACUGAUACUGUGCAGCCUGGGAGGAAGCGGAUAUCUUAUCUACUUUGUGGUGAAAAGAUCUCAAGAUUUCGCUAAACUGGAUCGCAAUCAGUUAUCCUGGUACCAGAAAAAUGAGGUGGAGAUUGUAAUGUCUUUGUUGGGUUUGGUGUGUCCACCUUUGUUUGAGACCAUCGCUGAACUGGAGGAUUAUCAUCCUCGGAUCGCCCUGAAGUGGCAGCUGGGCCGCAUCUUUGCCCUCUUCCUGGGAAACCUCUACACGUUUCUGUUUGCCCUUAUUGAUGAUGUCAAUGAGAAGCUGGAGAAGGAGAAACUGAUAAAGAAUGAAACUGACUGGGCACUAAUUCAGUACUAUGCUAACUACACACUGUAUCACAACGUGACAGAGAAUAUUCCACCCCCUGACAUCGCACCUGCUGAUAUCAUCAGGGGUCCAUGCUGGGAGACUGAAGUAGGAAUUGAGUUUAUGAAGCUAACGGUGUCAGAUAUUCAGGUGACAUAUCUGACGAUCCUGGUUGGAGACUUCAUGAGAGCUUUAAUUGUACGUUUCCUCAACUACUGCUGGUGUUGGGACCUUGAGGCUGGCUUUCCUUCAUAUGCAGAGUUUGAUAUCAGCGGAAAUGUACUAGGGCUCAUUUUCAACCAGGGAAUGAUAUGGAUGGGUGCAUUUUAUGCCCCAGGGCUGGUGGGUAUAAACAUUCUACGCCUCGUGACUUCCAUGUAUUUCCAGUGCUGGGCUGUAAUGAGCAGUAACGUCCCUCAUGAAAGAGUGUUCAAAGCUUCACGCUCCAACAACUUCUACAUGGGCAUCCUGUUGGUGGUACUCUUCCUCAGCCUCAUGCCUGUGGUCUACACCAUGAUGACUAUGUCACCUUCAUUCGACUGUGGACCCUUCAGUGGGAGAGAAAAGAUGUACGAUGUGGUAAUCGAGACGAUCCAGAACCUUCCAGCAUUCAUGGCCAACAUCUUCACCUACGCAUCCAACCCAGGACUCAUCAUAUCUAUUGUACUUCUCAUGGUGUUAGCUAUCUACUACCUGAAUACAGUCUCAAAGGCCUACCAGAAAGCCAACAUGGAUCUGAAAAGGAAGAUACAAAUGCAAAGAGAUGAGGAGAAGAACCGGAGGAACAAUAAAGACAGCACUAAUCAGGUGAUGAAAGACUUGGAGGAUCUUCUGCCCAACAAAUCUAUGAUAUCACCACCAACACCUGCUAAAGAGGAAGCAGAGACUCCUGCCCGUCAAACGUCUGCAGGAAAAUCUCAGAAGGUCACAGAUAAAGCAGGAUCAGCCACCAAUGGCAAAGGAGUAAAAAUGCAGAAGGAUGUUUCUUUGGCUGCUGUGAAUCCUCGUGCACCAGUGACACGCUCCCCAGGCCCUGGGGGAAGAGGAGGAAGAGGACCUCCACCAGUGUGA